Messenger RNA from Theobroma cacao (cacao), 2292 nucleotides. RefSeq lists its product as uncharacterized. The record is from RefSeq and is a predicted model, not a curated record. Gene Ontology annotation, biological process: protein phosphorylation. Gene Ontology annotation, molecular function: ATP binding; protein serine/threonine kinase activity. NCBI's taxonomy places the organism in Eukaryota, Viridiplantae, Streptophyta, Magnoliopsida, Malvales, Malvaceae.
AUGGUAGUUUCCUUCUUCUUUGUUGAAGUGAAACAGAGGACUCUGUUUUCGUCGAUACACUCAGAGUUAAGAGAAAAGUCUUCUCUUCUUUUCUGAUAUUUUUGGAGACAGUUGAUGUUAUGAUUGAGGAUUGUUGAUAAUGGAUUCUGCAAGGAGUUGGUUUAAGAAAUUUCAACAAAAGAAUGAAAAUUCACCUAAGAAAAAGAAAGAAAUGGAAAAUGCCAAGGAUGCACAUAAGCCUCCCAUUGAUGGGCCUGGGGCACCUUCAACUGCCACCAAACAAAAGGCUGCCGCCGCGAAGCAGUAUAUUGAGAAUCACUACAAAUCUCAGAUGAAGAAUUUGCAAGACAGAAAGGAGAGACGUUGGAUGUUAGAGAGGAAACUUGCUGAUGCUGACAUUACUGCAGAAGAGCAAAUGAGUAUGCUUAAAUUUUUAGAGAAAAAGGAAACAGAAUACAUGCGCCUUCAAAGACACAAGAUGGGUGUUGAUGACUUCGAACUUCUGACCAUUAUAGGGAGGGGUGCAUUCGGGGAGGUAAGACUUUGUAAAGAAAAAGCUACUGGAAAUGUGUACGCUAUGAAAAAGCUCCAGAAGUCUGAGAUGCUUCGCAGAGGCCAGGUGGAGCAUGUUAAAGCAGAAAGGAAUCUCCUUGCUGAAGUUGACAGUAAAUGCAUUGUCAAGCUCUAUUGCUCGUUUCAGGAUGAUGAAUAUCUGUAUCUUGUAAUGGAAUAUCUCCCUGGGGGUGACAUGAUGACGUUACUGAUGCGGAAGGAUACCUUAACUGAGGAUGAGGCGAGAUUUUAUGUUGGCCAGACAGUUCUCGCUAUUGAAUCCAUCCACAAGCACAACUACAUCCACAGGGAUAUCAAGCCUGAUAAUUUAUUGCUUGACCAUAAUGGCCAUAUGAAGCUCUCGGAUUUUGGAUUGUGUAAACCCCUCCAUAGUAGUAGCUUUCCAGACCUUAGAGAGGAUGAUUAUGGAGGGGGAAGAAACAUUAAACCCUCAAUGGAGAGUGGUAAACAUUCUAAUCUUCCUCCUACACCAAGGCGGACACAACAGGAGCAGUUGUUGCAUUGGCAAAAGAAUAGGCGAACAUUGGCUUAUUCGACAGUUGGUACUCCGGACUACAUUGCCCCUGAAGUGUUGUUGAAGAGAGGAUAUGGGAUGGAGUGUGAUUGGUGGUCGCUUGGGGCAAUUAUGUUUGAGAUGCUUGUAGGAUAUCCACCUUUCUAUUCUGAAGAACCUUUGUCGACAUGUAGAAAAAUUGUAAACUGGAGAACCCAUUUGAAAUUCCCUGAAGAAGCCAAGUUAUCUGCUGAAGCUAAAGAUCUCAUUCGUAAACUCCUUUGCAAUGUUGAGCGGAGGCUUGGGACCAAAGGAGCUCAUGAAAUAAAGGCACACCCAUGGUUCCAAGACAUUGAAUGGGACAGAUUAUAUCAGAUGGAAGCUGCUUUUAUACCAGAGGUUAACAGUGAGCUAGAUACACAGAACUUUGAAAAGUUUGAAGAGAUGGGGGCUCAAGUACAAACUUCUACAAAAUCAGGUCCAUGGAGAAAGAUGCUUCCAUCGAAGGAUGCUAAUUUUGUCGGUUAUACAUACAAAAAUGUUGAGAUUGUCAAUGAGCAUCAUCUUUCAGGCAUUGCUGAGUUGAGGAAGAAAAGUAAUGCGCCUAAGAGACCUUCCGUGAAGUCAUUGUUUGAAACUCCAGGUCCUCCUGAUCCCCCAACAAAGGGAACCUUUCUCAACCUCUUGCCAACUCAAUUAGAGGAACCUGAAAGCCCAGUGCCUGAACAUCAAUCUACUAGAUCCACACAAUAUUUUCGGAAACCUUUGCAAAGAUAGUGGAAAAGAUGCUUUCUGUAGGUAAAUUAUCCACAGCAAAUUGGAAGUGAAAAUAUUUUUCAAUGUUGCAAAUUGGCAAUAAAACAGUUUGGGUCAUCAUAUAUAUGUUAAAAGAUUCUUCUUUGUUUAGUAUUUAAUUAGUAUGUGAAAAUAGCAUUAUGGUCAUUCUCGGUACAGCAGGAUAUAGAUGGAGUGAGUUAGCUUUCUUUCUGUAAAUCAUUUCGAGAUGUGCUUUUGGAGUAGUUAAUAACCUCUGUUUAUAUUGCCUAUAGAAAGAUGAAGGCAGAAGUUUAAGUGAUUAGUCUAGGUUGUUCAUUAUUUGCCUGUCACACCAGUAACUAUAGAAACAAAUUACACAGGUAUCUCAUAAAUGUGCUCUCUUUUCUUAAAUUGAUUAUUCUACAUCAUAAUAGUAAUUGUCGUGGACCUCUGGUGAGACAUUCAAAAUU